Molecule: messenger RNA, 405 nt
Organism: Prunus armeniaca (apricot)
Lineage: Eukaryota; Viridiplantae; Streptophyta; Magnoliopsida; Rosales; Rosaceae
Source: the annotation of a GenBank genome assembly
AUGGAAACUAUUGAGCACCUGUUCAAAGACUGUCCUAUUUCUAUUGCUACCUGGAAUAGCAUUGGCGUUGAUAUUGGGGAUUUUGGCUCUCUCGACUUUGAUGAUUGGAUUUUGCUUAAUUUGAAGAGUAACAGGAAGCCAACCCAAAGACAAAUUAUCUUCCAGUAUGCUAACGAGUGGUAUUUUGCCAACAAACCAAUUACAGGAUCCUCUAAUCAAACUUUGACACAUCUAUCUUGGCAUAGUCCCAGUCCUGGAGUUUAUAAGAUUAACUCAAAUGGUAGUCGGAAUAACACUACGGGUCAUAUUGGGGCUGCAUGUGUGUUAAGAUAUGCAACUGAUGCUUGGCUUAAGGGCUAUUCUUUGAACUUGGGAAUUGGCUUUGUCCUAAAGGCUGAACUGUGA